UCCCCUGUCCUUACACCAUUAAAGUAGUAGACUGAACCUCGCCGGGUCAUUUCGACUGAGGAGGUAACGUCGAAAUUGCGAAACUUUCCGCCUCGCUUCGCCAUAAAUUUCUUGCCACCACAUAUCCCAGUCGUAAACCAGGACGAAUAUGUUUGUAGUUGUAGUGUUAGUCGGAGCCCUGUCUCUGUGCAGCGCCUACCCUAACGGUGCUCCUAAGGAGGCAUGUGUGACCAUGAUGCCUGGACAUAAGUACGCCAAUCUAACGACUGUGCACCCAAUGACCACCGCAAGCCCGUACCAGAUAAUGGUCGCGUCUAACCAGUAUAGUCCUGGGGCCACGCUUAAGGUCCAAAUCGUUGGCCCACAGUUUGAAGGAUUCCUGCUGCAGGCUCGCCAUAACGGUAACACGGGUCCGGUUGGUUCCUUCUCCAACCCGCCUACUAACACCAAAGCCGUGACGUGUACCAGCGGCAGUGACAGCAUGACCCACGCCAACCCUAACGCCAAACAGAACAUUACCCUCACCUGGACCGCGCCCACCGACGCCAGGGCUGACGUCAUGUUCAUUGCCACCGUUGCGCAGGUCAAGAACGUGUUCUGGCUGAACAACAAAUCUCCCAUGGUCACCCUGGCUCAAGGCCAUCAGAAGGAAGGAAACCACGUAUGAGUCUUUGAUGUCCACAUGGCUACGUACAAUACCAACACAUCCGCUACUAUUGUCGGAUUUACAUGGACUCUAACAACAACAAUACAAUCGCUUCUGUAAUCCCACAUUUACAAUUAUCAACCAUUUUAGACACAUUGUGUAAAAUGUUACUUAUCAGUGUUUGCCUUUCCGGAUAUUAAAGAUAGAUAUAGAUUAGAAUUUGAUCUAUAAUCGAAUGUUUGACUUGUCCAGCCUGAUAAACAAGCCUGUUGAUCGAAGUCAUGUAUUCUUUUCUUACAUACUGCAAAUUUCGAAAUGUCCGUGGUGGUUUUCUUAUAUACGCGGCGAAUGUGUUUUACAAUUCUACUGUACUAUGGAAUCUCUUUUUCUCGCCUACCAUGAAAUAACACGACCGCAAAAGUAAACGAAUUUACAGUAUUCCUGGUUUGUUUUGCAACUCCACGAUUAUUCCUAUGGAACCCAGUUCGUAGAUGACUACAAGUUAAUAAACUUGCCAGACGAGUCAAUACCUUACAGCAAUGCUUACCUUUAUUGCUCUUAUGUUACAGUUUUCUCAAUAAAGAAUAUUGAAACGGUU
Branchiostoma floridae (Florida lancelet) is the source of this 1244-nucleotide messenger RNA. Its product is annotated as putative defense protein 3. Gene Ontology annotation, molecular function: oxidoreductase activity, acting on metal ions. The transcript has 4 exons. The coding region runs from base 149 to 667 and encodes 172 amino acids. NCBI's taxonomy places the organism in Eukaryota, Metazoa, Chordata, Leptocardii, Amphioxiformes, Branchiostomatidae. The record is from RefSeq and is a predicted model, not a curated record.